AUGAAUACAUUUACUUCAACACAUGUUAUGCCUGAUAUUUAUUGUCCUAUGCAACUAACUCAAAUAUUAGGUUAUCCAACGGAUCAAUAUUAUAGAAAAUAUCCAACAAAAAAACCUAAAUUACUUGUUUUAUUAUUACAUGGUGAUAUGGAUUCAGCAUUACCUGUUUCAAUUGCACCGCAUUUUUCUAAACAAUAUUCAUAG
Molecule: messenger RNA, 204 nt
Organism: Rotaria sp. Silwood1
Lineage: Eukaryota; Metazoa; Rotifera; Eurotatoria; Philodinida; Philodinidae
Source: the annotation of a GenBank genome assembly